AUGCCUAAGGAGAUCCGGGACAUAAAACAGUUUAUCGAGAUUGCUCGGAGGAAGGAUGCCCGUCAGGCGCGCAUAAAGAAAAUCGCGUCCAAGACACCCAACGGCAAAGCCCUCACCAAGUUUAAACUGCGGUGUUCUCGAUACCUGUACACACUCUCCCUCGACGACCCAGACAAGGCUGAGAAACUCCAGCUUGGACUCCCUCCAGGUCUUGAGGUUGUCGAGAUCCAGAAGAAAAAGUCGAAAAAGUAG
This is a messenger RNA of Mycena indigotica, 252 nucleotides long. RefSeq names its product 60S ribosomal protein. The coding region runs from base 1 to 252 and encodes 83 amino acids. Gene Ontology annotation, cellular component: cytosolic large ribosomal subunit; ribosome. The transcript is spliced from 4 exons. Gene Ontology annotation, molecular function: structural constituent of ribosome. NCBI's taxonomy places the organism in Eukaryota, Fungi, Basidiomycota, Agaricomycetes, Agaricales, Mycenaceae. The record is from RefSeq and is a predicted model, not a curated record. Gene Ontology annotation, biological process: translation; protein-RNA complex assembly.